Tarenaya hassleriana is the source of this 1190-nucleotide messenger RNA. Its product is annotated as cysteine-rich repeat secretory protein 12. The transcript has 4 exons. The record is from RefSeq and is a predicted model, not a curated record. NCBI's taxonomy places the organism in Eukaryota, Viridiplantae, Streptophyta, Magnoliopsida, Brassicales, Cleomaceae. Gene Ontology annotation, cellular component: plasmodesma. Bases 81 to 947 code for a protein of 288 amino acids.
UCCUCCUCAUAUUCUCUCAGUCAUGCCACCGAAAUUUAAAAAUAAAAGGAAGAGAACGAAAAAGCAGAGCUAAAAACGACAUGUUUCGGACAAACAACGCUGUCUUCAUCGCCGUCUUCGUCACCGUCGUAUCCCUCGCCGGAAAACCAUUGUUCGCCGCCGUAGACACCUUCACCUACGGCGGCUGCUCGCAGCCCAAGUACUUGCCGGGGUCACCGUACGAGUCAAACGCCAACUCGGUGUUGACUUCGCUCGUCAACUCAGCCGCUCUCUACAACUACAACAACUUCACCGCCGGCGAAGGUCAGGACACGGUGUACGGAAUGUACCAGUGCCGCGGCGAUCUCUCCAACGCCGCCGGCGACUGCGCCCGUUGCGUAGCCCGCGCUGUCAGCCGCCUCGGGAGCCUCUGCGUCGGCGCGUGCGGUGGCGCGUUACAGCUCGACGGCUGCUUCGUAAAGUACGACAACGCCACCUUCCUCGGUGUCGAGGACAAAACGGUGGUUCUGCGGCGGUGCGGGCCACCGGUGAGUUACGACUCGGACGAGUUGGCACGGCGCGACUCGGUGGUGGGUUACAUGGCGGCGAGUAAUGGUGGGGCGUACAGGGUGGGUGGCUCCGGGGAGGUGCGCGGUGUGGCGCAGUGCACCGGAGAUCUGAGUGCGAGCGAGUGCCAGGAUUGUGUGAUGGAUGCGAUCGGACGGCUGAAAUCGGAUUGCGGAAACGCCGCUUGGGGUGACGUGUACUUGGCGAAGUGCUACGCGCGUUACUCCUCACGUGGAAUCCACUCGCGGGCCUAUGGCUAUGGUGGGAAUGAUCACAACAAUGAUGACGAGAUAGAGAAAACACUCGCAAUCAUAGUUGGCCUAAUCGCCGGGGUUAUGCUUCUCGUAGUUUUUCUUUCUUUCAUUGCAAAAUCAUGCGAGAGAGCUAAAGGUGGGAAAUAAAUACGGCGGAUCAAGAAUUCGGAUAAUCACCAAAAGGAUACAGCUCUCUCUCUCUAGAACUUUCGUUGCGUCUGGUUUCGGGCUUUGAGAAUCAGAAAGAGAUAAAAUGGCAAUAUGGAAAGAAAAAGAAUAAUUAAAAACCCAUAUAUGUAAAGGAAAAGAAAAGCCUCAUUCUCCACUCAAAAUAUUCUUUUGACCCAUAUGCCUUUUUUUAUUUAAAACUAAAUCACACCGUUAGAUUUG